CGCCUUGGCAACCGACCGAACCGAAACAACAACGCCAACUAGGACGCGACCGUUGAACGAAACACGAACGAGCCAGCUUGCGUGCGUCCGUUGAGUAUCGUCCGUAUUGUGUUGUUUUCCUUCAUAGUUCUGUAGUGGUGGUGCAAAAUGGAGUUCCGGGGGUUUUUCAAAAACACCUCCAUGAAGCGAGGCGAUCAGAUAAAGGUCGAAGUGAGCAGGCAGAACCAAAUCCAGCGGGCAAAAUCGCGCCAUGAAAUGCGCCAAACGUUCCGUAACAUGGGGUGCGAUUCCGAGGGAGAAAAUGAAGCGCCACCGGUGGAAGAAACGUACGACGAGUUCCUUCAGCAGCAGCUGCACCGGCCGCACAGCUCGAAAUUGGGCGGAAGUACUGUGGCCAGCACCAAAAACAAAAACCUCUCGCAGGAGGAACGCUUCCAGAUUCGCCUGUUGCGCUUGCAAGAGUUCCGCGAACGGAAGCGACGGAUGCAGCUGGAGCAGCGCGCGAAAGAGACCGUACCGUUCGUACCGUUCGUGUGCAAAAACAUAAUUGUGACGGAAUCGAAAAGUUUGCAACCAGCGGAUGGUGCGCGCAAAAAGCCUACUCCUCUGGGUGAAUGGCAGGAGCAGGCGAAUCAGAUCCCUGCCCGCACCAACAAAACGCCCGUAUUGGUAAACAAAUGCAUAAAACCACGGGUGGACUGCUGGCGUACGGAAAAGUUGCCCCGCAAAGCGACCGACAGUGAACCUCCGGUGCAAAAGCCCGUAUCGGCGAAGAAAGCUGUGCUCAUCAAAUCGGUCGAACGACCGACAGCAGCGCCCAAGCAGCCGGCACUCAAGCAGCGAGCAAAGGAAAUGCAACCAGCUGCUGUGGUGCAACCGGUAAAGCAUGUCCGGCACGCUGUGGCCAUUCGACCUACAGCCGCAGCUGCAGCAGCACGACCAUUGUCGCAAAAGAAGCAGGAAUUUGUCUUCAAACUGAAGCCACCAUCGGCAACGGACAGUGGCCACAUAGUAACGUCUACCGUUCGCAAGCAUCGCAAACCGCUAAAGUUCUCGUUCGAGCAUGCGUCGGAAAUGAAUAAGCCAAAAGCAACGCUAACCGUCAAUCGAGCGGACGAACUGUUUGACGGCAUUAGCCCGAUCGAGGUGGAAGCAUCCCCACCGAAACCAACGAUCGCAAUCAACGGUGUUAAUCUUUCAUCACCGACUGGCGACCCCGUUGUGGCCAAGCAAGAGGAAAGCCUUUGGGAACCGCAAACCGUCGCCUGUUUGUCGGUGUAUGAUUCAACGUUGCACGAAAUUGGCCAUUCCGAUGCAGCUGUGGCGGAAACGAAAUCGAAGCGCGAUUGUUCCGUUGGCGAUUGGGUGCCCGCUGCGGUACACCUGUUUGAUGAACCGUCCCACAUCACUUCGAACCUCGAUCGUCAGGAAGAUCGGCAGAGAAAACCUGCAGCAAUGAAUGAAUCCUUUACCAUUACGAAACCGGCGCUGAAUGAAUCUUUCACCAUAAGCGUUGGCACCUGCCAGUCGGACGAUGUUCCCUCGGUUUUACCCUCUGAGCCAACGGUGUUUAGGUUUUCCGCAGAGCAAAUGGUACAAUUAAACGUAAGCGCUUCAACUGAUCGAUCCGCAGAGUCGAAUACGUCGGGGGGAAAUAAGUUGAACGGAUCCACCAAAGGCAGGGUCUCAUAUGAGCGUUCGAACGAAGCGGGAAUCCAAGAGCCCAUCCAGGAACGGCGUAAGAGUUCGCCAAAGGACAGUAAGAUCGGAUUAACGAACGGCAGAUGCUCGCCUGAACUCAAACAGUUGGAAACCAAACAAGCCAUCCAGGAACGGCGCAACAGCUCGCCAAAGGACAGUAACAGAGUUUCGUCUGAACCUUUGAACGAAUCGGGAAUCCAACAACCGACUCAGAAACGACGCAACAGUUCGCCAAAGGACGGCAAGUUAAAUGGAUCGGCGAUACGGAAACGCGCCUCGUUAAUUUUUACGGAAGAACCGAUCGAAUGUGACAUUGUUCCGAGCAGAUCCAACUUAACCCUCGCCGAGAAGCAGCGUCAGUCGCUUGAGGAUGACGGUAAAAGCACGCCGCCCAGCAGCUCAUCCUCGUGUCCUACCGAUCCGUCACAAUCCUCUCCAGAUGAACCGGAAGCUACAAAACCACCGAAAGAGGUGGAAGAAAAGACACGGUACUACUACGACAAGGUGGACAGCGAGCUGGCCCGUCUACAGACGCUAUGCGCCGAGUAUGCACCGUUCCUCGAGGCAGACGCACCGGAGGAGCUGAACGAUCACUGCCGCGGGCUCAUUCUAGCGGCCCAGGGCCAAACAAACAUUCUCAUCGCCAAGAAGCUGACCAAGUUCCGCGAACUCAUUGGGCACUACGAAACGAAGUGGAACGACCGUAAGGUACGGCAUGACGAUCUGGAUGGCUUUUGGGUGAUGCUGUCGCUCGAUCUGGACAACCUGGACAAGCGGUUCGCGGAGUUGCGCACGCUCAAGGCAAACAACUGGCAGGAGCUAGUGCCGGAACCGAAGGUGAAGAAGCUGCUGGGCGGUGGCGGUGUGCGGAAGCGCGAGAAAAAGCCGUCGGUAGCGGCAAAGGCAAAAAAAUCGUCCGGUAUUGCCGAUCUGAUACGCAAGGCAAGGCAGGAGGCAAAGCAAAAGCAGAAGGCAACGAUUGCCGACCUGGAGGUGUUGAAGGAAACGGUGACGGUGGUGACGACACCGAUCAAACGGGCGGUACGGUUCGUGGAUUCGCCGCUGCCCACCAGCUUACAGAAGCGUUCGAGUUUGUGCACCGACUGUACGCCGACCACCGUUCACUGGAACCAGGAAUCGAACAAACCCGUGUCCAAACGUCACACCAUAUUCCCCGAGAUCACGCAGAGCAAAUCGGAGCUCGUUAAAUCAAUCCUGAAGCCGGCGAAAGUUAGUCGUAGCCGGCGUGCCAAGAGUGUACUGUUCCUGGAUGGUGGGCUCGAUACACCCCAGACUCGACGACGCCACUCGUCCCGCACGAUCGUGGACACACCGAAGCCGAAGAUCAAAUUUAACGACGAGCUCGAAAUUGAACACAUCGACAAUCUGGCAGCACGUACCCCGUCCCGGCUGGAGCUGGAGAUACAGAAGCGCCGUCAGCAGUCGCUGCUAGAGUCUGCUUCCCUACUUCUUCCAUCCAGUGACGACAAUGACAAGGACGCUGAGCAGCAGCAGCAGCAGCAGAAGAAGAAAGCACGCAAGACGUACGCACAGGGGACACCCCGUCGGGAUAGCGGUUCGGUGAGACGGUCCAAUCGUCGGGUGUCGCGUUCCAUUGCCGCACUCUUCGAUGACGAGUCGACCAGUACCAGCAAUGACUGCAAUGCGGAGGAAGAGGAACGAACAGGUUCAGCCCGACGAUCGACCCGCGCAUCGAAGAAUGCUCGCAAGAAGAUUUUGGAUGACUAAAAGUAUUGUAUGGUAAUGCGCGCACUUGGGUGGAUGUUUCGUUUGGUUGCUGUUUUGCAUUUGUUAAUAUAUAUUAAGGGCUUUUGUGGACUUUUACGGCUCGAAGACUAAUAAAAUAUUCACUUUUCUUUUAACCUUA
Anopheles stephensi (Asian malaria mosquito) is the source of this 3589-nucleotide messenger RNA. RefSeq lists its product as uncharacterized. The transcript is spliced from 4 exons. The record is from RefSeq and is a predicted model, not a curated record. Lineage: Eukaryota; Metazoa; Arthropoda; Insecta; Diptera; Culicidae. Bases 148 to 3450 code for a protein of 1100 amino acids. Gene Ontology annotation, biological process: signaling.